This is a messenger RNA of Scatophagus argus, 1411 nucleotides long. RefSeq names its product cyclin H (gene ccnh). NCBI's taxonomy places the organism in Eukaryota, Metazoa, Chordata, Actinopteri, Scatophagidae. Gene Ontology annotation, cellular component: nucleus; transcription factor TFIIK complex. The transcript has 10 exons. Gene Ontology annotation, molecular function: cyclin-dependent protein serine/threonine kinase regulator activity. Bases 228 to 1187 code for a protein of 319 amino acids. Gene Ontology annotation, biological process: DNA-templated transcription; regulation of cyclin-dependent protein serine/threonine kinase activity; regulation of transcription by RNA polymerase II. The record is from RefSeq and is a predicted model, not a curated record.
CGUCAUCAGAAAGGGACGACGUUGACGCGAAAGAGUGGCGGCGCGCAUCGCUUAUAUUUUUAGCUUGUUUUUGUACAAUAAGCUGUAAUUUCGAAGUUAAACGAGGAACCAAAGAGGCUGUUUGUACUGAGAGCUGCACACUGCCUCACUACAUCAUCGUGUUCGUUGACAACGUUAUCCGGAUUUGAAUGGACGAUCGUAUUUGUAGACCCAAGUAAAAAGCAGUUAUGUUCCACAAUAGUUCACACAGAAAAUACUGGAUUUUUAAGAGUGAAGAUGAAAUUGAGCACAUGAGAUACAAGGCAAAUCAGAAAUUCCGUAAGAAAACACUAGAAAGCGGGAAGCCUGGGGUGAGUGAGUCCGCCUUCCUGGGUCGCCAUGAGGAAGACGUUUUGUUCAGACACUAUGAGAGGAGGAUGCUGGACUUCUGCAAUGCUUUCAAGCCGGCCAUGCCCAAGUCUGUCGUGGGUACAGCCAUCAUGUACUUCAGAAGAUUCUACCUGAACAACUCCAUCAUGGAGCACCACCCUCGCAUUAUCAUGCUGACAUGUGCAUACCUGUCUUGUAAAGUGGAUGAGUUCAACGUGUCUAGCACCCAGUUUGUAGGCAACCUUCUGCAGGAGAGCCCCGCAGGGCAGGAGAGGGUCCUGGAGCAGAUCCUGGAGUAUGAGCUGCUGCUCAUCCAACAGCUCAACUUUCACCUGGUGGUCCACAACCCCUACAGACCCAUGGAGGGCCUGCUCAUUGACCUCAAGACAAGAUACCCCACACUGGAGAACCCAGAAACACUGAGGAAGAGUGCUGAUGACUUUCUGACCCAGGCGGCCAUGACCGACGCCGGUCUGCUGUUCUCUCCCUCUCAGAUCGCUCUGACGGCUAUUCUGAACAGCGCCUCAAGAGCUGGACUCAGCAUGGAGAGCUACGUGACUGAAUGUUUGGGACUGAAAGGGGACAAAGAGACUCUCUCAAAGAUGUAUGACUCAAUGAGACGGAUGAAAACCCUCCUCAAGAAGUAUGAACUUCCAAAAGCAGAUGAGGUUAAUGCCUACAAACAGAAACUGGAGAGGGUUCAUGCUGAAUUUGCCACCUCAAGCAACAAACGAAAGAGAGGAUAUGAAGAAGAUGGUCAUGUUGCAAAAGAACCACGUUUGACAGAAGAGGAAUGGACUGAUGAAGACCUAUUAUGAGUAUUUACUUCAAAGCUUGUUUCAGAUUGAAACAAAAUUCUAAGUUAUUGUACUACUUAAUUCCAGUGUUGAGCUGUAAAGGUUAGCUGACCAAGCCUGGAAUAGAAUGGCACAGUCAGUUUGCAUAAAUGUACCUUAUUAUAUAUUUACUUUUCUACAUGGUAACAGAAACCUGGAUUUGCCUUUGUUCUGCAGGAAGAAUAAAGCUAUUUUUCUACAUGUUA